AUGAGCGGAAAUCACGCUAUAAACACUAUUUUCAGUAAUUUCCAGAAAAGUUUGGAUGAAGAGCAAGAUUUACGUGAAGUUAUACGAAAUAUUUGCAAGGAAGUGGAUCAGAUAUCGCGUGAAAUUACAACAGUUUUACAAGUGAUACAUCAUAACGAAGCCGGCAUUGCUCCCGCAUGCUUGGAAGCUAGACACUUACUAGAGAAAGCAUGUGAAGGUUACCAGAGACUCAAGCAAGCCGUACCAUCCACGGAUUAUUAUAAAUACCACGACCACUGGCGCUUCAUGACCCAACGGUACUGCUUCCUGAUCUCUCUCACCAUAUGGCUGGAGAAGGGCAUUCUCGCCACACAUGACACCGUCGCGGCUGUUCUAGGCAUAAGUGCCGUGGAAGAGAAGGAGGGGUUCCACUUGGACAUAGACGACUAUCUCGUGGGGUUGCUUAGUCUGUGCUCGGAGUUGUCGCGGCUGGCGGUGAACGCGGUGACGCGCGGCGACUACGACAAGCCGCUGCAAAUAUCCAAGUUCGUGAUGGAGCUCAACGCCGGCUUCAGACUGCUGAACCUGAAGAACGACCACCUGCGCAAGCGCUUCGACGCGCUCAAGUACGACGUGAAGAAGAUCGAGGAGGUCGUGUAUGACCUCAGCAUCCGCGGCCUGCUGCCCCACGCCGCCCCCGCCCCCUCCCCCGCCCUCGCCGCCGCCGCGCGGGACGACCUG
Messenger RNA from Brenthis ino (lesser marbled fritillary), 720 nucleotides. The record is from the annotation of a GenBank genome assembly. Lineage: Eukaryota; Metazoa; Arthropoda; Insecta; Lepidoptera; Nymphalidae.